Molecule: messenger RNA, 2088 nt
Organism: Dalotia coriaria
Lineage: Eukaryota; Metazoa; Arthropoda; Insecta; Coleoptera; Staphylinidae
Product: bifunctional purine biosynthesis protein ATIC
Exons: 4
Coding region: 145-1920 (591 amino acids)
Biological process (GO): 'de novo' IMP biosynthetic process
Cellular component (GO): cytosol
Molecular function (GO): phosphoribosylaminoimidazolecarboxamide formyltransferase activity; IMP cyclohydrolase activity
Source: RefSeq, a predicted model, not a curated record
ACCCGAAGCAAAAUGAAAUGCCAUAUUAAAGAAGCAUUUUGCUGACACGAACCAGUUGCUUGCUUUGCAUUGUCCAAGGCGGAUCAGUCCCAUCACCAUCACAUCAGUCAUUCAUACUAGGAACUGACAUACAAGAAUUUAGCAAUGGCAUCCAAAAUCGCACUUUUGUCUGUGUCCGAUAAAACCGGCUUACUGAACUUGGGCAAAAGCCUGAGUGACCUUGGUUUUACCCUCGUGGCUAGCGGCGGUACCGCAAAAAGUCUCAGAGACACAGGCUUGAAAGUAAAAGAUGUUUCUGAUAUCUCCGGAGCUCCGGAAAUUCUUGGGGGGCGAGUUAAGACCCUUCAUCCUGCUGUCCAUGGCGGAAUUCUUGCUAGGGAGAUCCCAAGUGACCAAGCAGACCUCCUGAAACAAAAGAUCGACAUGAUUCAAGUCGUUGUUUGCAAUCUCUACCCGUUUGUGCAGACAGUAUCAAAACCCGACGUGAAACUCGCCGACGCCAUUGAAAACAUCGACAUUGGUGGAGUCACUCUUCUCCGCGCAGCAGCUAAAAACCACCAUCGCGUGACAGUCAUGAGUGAUCCCAAUGAUUAUGCCAAGAUCAUUGCCGAAAUUAAAGCUUCCGGCAAUAAAGAUACCACUCCUGAAACACGACAGAAAUUAGCAUUUAAAGCGUUCGUUCAGACGUCUGAAUAUGAUCUGGCGAUUUCCGACUAUUUCCGUAAACAAUUCUCAGGCGGCGAAUCUCAACUCACUCUUAGGUACGGCAUGAACCCACAUCAGAAACCUGCACAGAUCUAUACAACACUGAACAAACUUCCACUGACUGUGUUGAAUGGUUCUCCUGGGUUUAUUAAUCUCUGCGAUGCUUUGAACGGCUGGCAGUUGGUAAAGGAACUGAAACAAGCUUUGGGUUUACCUGCAGCCACCAGUUUCAAGCAUGUAUCUCCUGCUGGUGCCGCCAUUGGCGUACCGUUUGGUCCUAACGAAGCUCGUCUUUGUAUGGUUGAAGAUCUGGUUGAUCAACUGACUCCUCUUGCGAUUGCAUACGCAAGAGCGCGUGGAGCUGAUCGUAUGUCAUCUUUUGGUGACUUUGUCGCUUUGUCAGACACCUGUGAUGCCGCCACAGCUAAAAUCAUCUCCAGGGAAGUAUCCGAUGGUGUGAUCGCACCUGGUUACACCGCGGAAGCAAUGGAGCUGCUCAAGAAAAAGAAAAAUGGCGGAUAUUGUGUGUUGCAAAUUGAUCCCUCAUACGAACCGGAAGCUAUUGAACGUAAAGUCCUCUUUGGUUUAACCAUGGAACAGAAACGUAACGAUGCCAUUAUCAACAAGAGUUUGUUCUCUAAUGUAGUCACCGCUGAUAAGGCGAUGCCUGAUAAUGCAGUCCGUGAUUUGAUUGUUGCUACAAUUGCACUCAAAUACACACAGAGUAACUCCGUGUGCUAUGCGAAGAAUGGUCAAGUUGUUGGCAUCGGCGCCGGGCAACAAUCACGCAUUCACUGCACACGUCUUGCGGGAGACAAAGCUGAUAACUGGUGGCUUCGUCAACACCCCAAGGUAACUGGAAUGAAAUUCAAGGCGGGUGUGAAACGCGCUGAGAUCUCUAACGCUAUUGAUAAUUACGUCAAUGGUACGGUUGGCAAAGACAUGGAUAGGAACAUGUGGAUGAAUAUGUAUGAAGUUGUACCCGCUGAUUUGACCGAUGCCGAGAAGAAGGAAUGGAUGACUAAAUUGUCUGGAGUGGCAUUGGCAUCAGAUGCAUUCUUCCCGUUCCGUGACAACAUUGAUCGUGCGCAUUUGAGUGGCGUUACGUAUAUUGGCAGCCCGGCUGGUUCCACAAAUGAUCAAGCUGUAAUCACUGCUUGCAACGACCACAAAAUGAUCAUGGCCCACACGAACUUGCGUCUUUUCCAUCAUUAGAGUUUGCGCAAGGUUUUAAUCUAAGUUGAUUAUGAACUUAUUUUGUUCAUAAUUAAGUCAUCUUAAUUUUGAAAUAACGUGUUAUGAACAUGUUAUCAUCUAAAAACAUGUCUGCAAAACUAUUUUGAAUGUCAUAUAUUAUGAAAAUACAUACAAUUGUUAUUAACA